Molecule: messenger RNA, 504 nt
Organism: Cottoperca gobio
Lineage: Eukaryota; Metazoa; Chordata; Actinopteri; Perciformes; Bovichtidae
Product: golgin subfamily A member 6-like protein 22
Exons: 2
Coding region: 1-504 (167 amino acids)
Source: RefSeq, a predicted model, not a curated record
AUGGACGAUGCCCUCCUGGAGUUGAUAAACACGUGCGAUGGAAGAUACUGCCGAAUCACAUCUGCAGCAGCAGACGAGCUGCAUGCUCUACUCGAGAUGGUCGACUUCAUGCUGGCUGAAAACGGUGUGACCGGUUACACGGACACCAUGCUGACUGAAGCUCAGGAAAGGAACACAGAAGACUCGGCCAUGAAGAUGCUGAAACAGAAGGUGCGGGAGGUCGAGGAGAAGGAGCAGGCAUUCAAGCAACUGAUUCAACAACAAGAGCAGAGAAGAGCCAAAGAGAUGGAGGAGCUGAAGGCGAAACAUGCAGAGCAAAGAAAGAAGGAGACAGCCGAAAAGAAACAGCAUGAGACAAAGAGAGAGAGCCUGGAGGAGGCUGUGACGAGCCACAGAGCCAUGCUGCAGCUCCAGAUGAGUGCCACUGAUGAUGUUCACACGGAGAAGAUGUCGGUCAUGCUGUUGGGUCUUUCUGGCAGCGGGAAGUCCUCUGCUCUAAUCUAA